Uloborus diversus is the source of this 715-nucleotide messenger RNA. RefSeq names its product putative glutathione-specific gamma-glutamylcyclotransferase 2. Gene Ontology annotation, biological process: glutathione catabolic process. The record is from RefSeq and is a predicted model, not a curated record. Gene Ontology annotation, molecular function: glutathione specific gamma-glutamylcyclotransferase activity; gamma-glutamylcyclotransferase activity. Gene Ontology annotation, cellular component: cytoplasm. The transcript has 3 exons. Lineage: Eukaryota; Metazoa; Arthropoda; Arachnida; Araneae; Uloboridae. Bases 49 to 606 code for a protein of 185 amino acids.
AGCUUUUGAUAUUUGUAAAAGUUACAACUCAAAAUUUUAAAUUACAGAAUGUGGAUAUUUGGAUAUGGAUCAUUGAUGUGGAAGACAAAUUUUCCUUUAGAGGAAAAGCUUAUUGGUUUCAUUAAAGGUUACAAUCGACGGUUUUGGCAAGGAAGUGAAGAUCACCGAGGAGUCCCUGGUGCACCAGGAAGAGUAGUUACUUUGGUGUCUUCUUCCAAUGCAGAGGAUCGUGUUUAUGGUGUGGCUUACAAAAUAGCAGAAGAGAAUGUUUCUGAAGUGACAAGAUAUUUGGAUUUUAGAGAAAAAGAUGGCUAUCAACAGAGGGAAGUGACAUUUUACCCAUGCAAGGAAUAUUUAAAGCCAAUUGAAUUGACAAUUUACAUAGGAGAUAUUAGCAAUCCAUUCUAUCUCGGACCAGCUCCACUUGAUAUUAUUGCAAAACAGAUAUAUGAAUCUGAAGGACCAAGUGGGAGAAAUGAUGAUUACCUUUUCCAAUUAGCAGAAACAAUUAGGACAUUGAUCCCAAAUAUUUAUGACGAACACUUGUUUGAAUUAGAAAAACUAGUAAAAAAAUUUAAGAAUGGAAAAACAAUAUCUGAAUUAUGAAACAGCGAGUUGAUUUUAUUACUUGCUUCAAUAUAUGAAUUGUAAAUAUAAUAUAAAUAAUUAUAGUACAAUCCUAUGAUUUCCAGUACUUUUAUAUAAAAAAGGAACA